Hyaloscypha bicolor E is the source of this 1058-nucleotide messenger RNA. RefSeq lists its product as uncharacterized. The annotation marks the transcript as partial. Lineage: Eukaryota; Fungi; Ascomycota; Leotiomycetes; Helotiales; Hyaloscyphaceae. The transcript has 4 exons. The record is from RefSeq and is a predicted model, not a curated record.
AUGCGCACUGCUGUUGCAUAUCCGAGGGUCCACUGGCUUAUGGGAUUCUGGGUUGAUCUAUCGAGGAGAUCGCAUGGUCGAUAUCGGAUGAAAUUCGAGAGAGUAGAUUUUCGACAGGUUGUCCUGAUCCAAGCUGCUAGACGGCAAUUGCAGAAGUCAGGACAUCCUCGAUUGCGGCCCUCUCACUCGCUGCGUGACGUGGCUUUGUUGCAGAUCGAGAGAGUUGUCUGGAUGGUUCUCGUCUGGACUAGGCCUUUGAUGACACGAAAACUCGUGAUGUCGAAUGGAGACUCGCCGCUAGCGGCCGAAUCGCCCUGGUCGCGGAAGCUAUCCGCUGCUGGGAGAGCUGUUGCCAUGGGAGACGGCCAAUCUUUGCAGCUGACGCUGGACCUCGGUGAUGUCUCCGCUUGGGCGAAUAUAUUGGGCCCUGCUUCGAAAGCCUUCUCCCUUCUUUUCCAUUCCUCCACACAAUUUCAAAACUUCUUCAACCACAUACCUCCACCCCCAGUCCAGCCUUGCAUCUGCAUCGCAACACACCUCUCACCACCCUCUCUCUUCCUUCUUCUCCCCCAGGAAAGACGAGUCAAGAAGCGUUCGCGCUCUCUUCCUCACCUUCUUUCACCCCAAAGAAGCAAGAGACCCCUUCUUGUCUUCCUUUCGGCACGUCGAAAGGCAUUCGAGAAGAAGGCCUCCUGCACUGAGAAGUCGUCAACCUGGACUUUGACGCGCGAGUUCCGAUCCCGUUCAGCAUCUUCCCGUCGUCGUACCGGAGCGACGCCGCCGAAACAACCACCCAGACUCACGUCGAGGGAGAGAUCAACCUACCACAAGCACAGCAGCGCGUCGGACGGGAGGAUAAAUACUCCUCUUUCUCUGCCACUCUUCCUUCUCAACGCGACCAAUUCCGCCAGGAAGAAGUUCAUAUCCAACGCGAAGAGGAUCGUCACCACCGUCCGAGCCGCACAGAAGACGUCUACAUCCGUGAAGAGCGCAGGCCCGACUACAAGCACACCUCAGCACACAUCGACGUCGAGCUCCCACACCACCGAAGACACUAC